AUGGCACAAAACGUGGAUGCAGUAAAGCAGGCGAUGUUUGAAGAGCUGCAGAAGAUAUUGAACCCGGACUCAGAGCAGCGAAAAUCCGCCGAAGCGCGAUUAGCACAGCUAAAAUUCACGGAAUGGUAUGGUGUUAACUUGGCAGAGUUCACGAUCGAUCAGCAUAUACACAUUGGAUUGCGCCAACUAGCCUCGGUCAUGCUGAAGCAGUACGUCGACGAUUGCUGGGCAGAUGGGGGCGAUGAUAUCGAUGGAGAAGACGUUCGUGGUAUUCCUGCUGAACCAGGCAGUUCAGGUGCGGUUCUCCUGGUAAACGAGGAAGCGAAACGACGAAUCAAACAAAUUCUUCCGGAAGGUCUAUGUGACCAGAACAGCAAGAUCCGAUCAGUCGUAGCCUAUUGCAUAGCGAAUAUCGCACUGUAUGACUGGCCUGGUGAUUGGCAGGAGCUUUUUGAUGUGAUCGUAAAGUGUUUAAGCGGAACGGAAAAUUCCGUCGACGGAGCGAUGAAGGUUUUAUCUGAGUUCACCCUAGAGCUGGACCGACAAAUUGGCGAUGUUGCCCCCUUGAUACUGUCGGAGGUAUAUCGCAUUUUUACGGCCGCGAACCAGUACAAUGUUACCGCGCGCAAGUACGCGGUCGAGAUACUUUAUGCACUGCUUCGCGGGAUUGACACGAGAAUUGAAACACGCCAGGAAAAAUCCGCCAUCCUCAACCCUGUAAUGCCGAAUUUUAUGCAAAGUCUUAUAGAGGGUUUGACUGCACCGAACGGACCCCACAGUAGUUUUCAGUUGAAAACACAAAUCAUAAAGGUUCUGAAGUUUAUGAUUUCCGAUAUGUCCAAAUUCAUCCAGCCGUAUUUGGGCACAAUUCUACCCACCAUCUGGCAGCUACUAACGCAAUUGGCUGAUUUUUACGUGAAAGUCGUGGUAAACGAAAUAGAAGCUGCAUCAUUUAACGGAACCGAGCAGGACAGCGAUGAAGCGGAGGAUUUCGUGCAGAUGAUACUGCAGAUCUUCGAGUUCGUGCACACGAUCAUCGAAAUGAAACGGUACAAGGCGGCCAUAACGAACGUUCUCACCGACCUGGUAUACAUUACCGUGCUGUACAUGCAGAUCACGGAGGAGCAAACCCAGCUUUGGCAGGAAGAUCCGGAAAAAUUCGUCGACGACGAGGACGAGCAGGGUGUCGAAUUCACGAUACGUACCACGGCACACGACGUUCUGCUGGUGGUCGGCCAGGAGUAUGAGAAACAGUUGCUACCGUGUUUUACGGAGGCGCUCGGGAAACACAGUGCCGUCGCCGAGGUGGAUCGUAACGCAGGAAACCCGCACUGGUGGAAAAUUCACGAAUCUUCUAUGCUCGCGGUCGGUUCGUUUAAGGAUCUAAUUGUAGAAAAUCCGACCUGCUUCGACAUGGGCCAGUAUUUGGCAUUGAUAAAGAUGCUUAUGGAGAGCCGAGCGUCACCGUACCUGGUCGGUCGGUGCCUGUGGCUACUGAGUCGAUUCUGCGAUUGCGACAUUCUUCGGCAACCGUUUAUGGAACAAAUCAUUAACGUGACAGUCGAUAGCUUAACCGUGGAUAAACCAAUCGUUCUGAGAAUCAUGGCCGCACGCGCGAUAUUUGGAUUUUGCACCAAUCUCAAGGCCAACACGGACGAACGUAACGUGUUGGUACUGUCGAAAUUAGAGCACUUCUUCGAUGGUCUAGUUCCGCUGUUCGAACAAUCACAAAACACUGUUCUGGGUUUGCUUUUGGAAGCAUUGAGCUCAAUCAUAUCGUUUGACGUAAACGCAACGGCCACCAUGUGCCCGAAGGUCAUCAAUAUAACGAUGACCGUGUUCGAGAAAUAUCACGACGAUCGGUUCCUACUCGAAAUGGUGCAGGAUGUGUUUAAGAUCCUAUCGCAGAAUCCGUUCUGCCUGCUGCCCCUGCAGGAUCGCAUUAUCCCGACGAUAGUGAGCAUUCUGAACCACCCGCAGGGAUCUGAGCAAACGCUCGCCCCCGAUAUAGCGCUGGAUGUACUGCAGACUCUUGUCAAAUACUCCCAGGGACCGCUCAGUGAUGCGAUGAUCGAAAGCGCAUUCCCAUCCGCCGUGCACUGCAUUCUCCGUACUGAGGAUCACUCCGUAAUGCAGUCAGGAGGUGAGUGUUUGCGAUCGUUUUUAGCCGUCUCGCCGGAGCAAGUCUGUCGGUACAAAAACGGCGAAGGGUUGAACUACGUACUGCAGGUCGCCACAAUGCUGCUCAAUCCAAUGAACACGGAGUCAACAGCUUCAUUCAUCGGACGGCUGGUGAUAACCGUCAUCACCAAAGUCGGCAACCUGCUGGGUGAUUCCGUCGAUUUGCUGCUAAAAGCGGUCCUCAGCAAAAUGCAGCUGGUCGAGAGCCUGAACGUGAUCAUGAGCCUCGUUACCAUCUUCGCCCAUCUGAUCCUACUGCAGCUUGACGCGGUCAUGAACUUUCUCAGCACUGUACCAGGACCGACGGGCGAAACGGCCAUGAGCUUCGUUUUGGCUAACUGGCUUAGCCGGCAGCAUUUGUUCUACGGGCAGUACGAGCGCAAGGUAACGACAUUGGCGCUCUGCAAACUGUUUGAACACGGUGUAACGACAAAGGACGACCGUCUGAACACGGUCAUGAUCAAGGAGCAGGUGGUGACGGCAAACACUGCGAGUGCAGGCCGUCGUACUCGUUCGGCGUCUGCCAAAACGCCCACCGUAUGGGUCGAUACGCCAGUGCUUGUGAAAAUUUUCAAGCUUUUGCUCCACGAGUUAGCCAACCUGCGUGAGGCUAAGGAUGCCCGCAACAAGGUUCUCGAUAGUGGCGACGAAGCGAACAGCUCCACCGAUGAUGACACGGACGAUAUUAGUGCAGGUGCCUCGAAAAUUACCUCUUUUGCCGCGUUGUUGCAGUUGGACGAAGGCGACGAUGAGGAAGAGGACGAAGAUGAGCGGCAGCUAAUGGCAGAACUGAUGAAUGAUCCUAUUUUCCAAUGCGAUACUACGGAGUAUCUGACCAAAUUCAUCGAAAGCUUUAGCCAGCAUGAAAACUUCCGCGCGUUUUUGGAAAAGAUAGAUGAGACGGAGAAAAACAUUCUCAAAAGUUUCAACAUUUCCUUGAUGUGAUUGAGUUUUGCCUCGCAGUAUCAUUCACUGGUCGGAGGCUGGAAGGAGAGCAUCACCAUUUUUAAGUUCAUUUGCUUUUGAAUCAA
Molecule: messenger RNA, 3212 nt
Organism: Anopheles nili
Lineage: Eukaryota; Metazoa; Arthropoda; Insecta; Diptera; Culicidae
Gene: Ipo9
Product: importin-9
Exons: 7
Coding region: 1-3126 (1041 amino acids)
Biological process (GO): protein import into nucleus
Cellular component (GO): nuclear envelope; cytosol
Molecular function (GO): small GTPase binding
Source: RefSeq, a predicted model, not a curated record